CUCCCUCAACCUCCUUUCCUACUUCCUCCAGCAUCUUUUCAAGGUCUAUUCCACUCUAGAAACAAGAACACCAUGGCGCCUCGCAAGGAGAAGACCGAGAAGGUCUCUGGGGAUGCUGCUGCCGACACCAUCCUGACCUAUCUCCGCAAACAGAACCGCCCGUAUUCGGCUACCGACGUUUCGGCCAAUCUACACAACAAAGUGACGAAAGCCGCUGCGGCCAAGAUCCUCAAAGACCUGCACGAGAAGAAGGAGAUUGAAGGACGGGCUUCCGGAAAACAGAUUGUCUACCACUGCGUCCAGUCCGUCGAUGAUGCUGUCACCCCCGAGCACCUCGCCGAAAUCGACAACACCAUCUCUACUCUCCGCGCCGAAACCACCACCGCGACCGCUUCCGCGAAGACCCUUCGUGCGUCGCUGGCGAGUCUGAACACUACCCUCUCGACCUCGGACCUGCGUUCUUCGAUUGCUAAGCUCGAAGCGGAGAGAGAGGACUAUGAGACACGGCUUGGCGCGCUGAGGGGUGGGCAGAUCAGGCCUGUGAAGAAGGAGGAAAAAGAGAAGGCGGACAGUGAGUGGAAGGUGUGGAAGGGGAUUGCUGGGCGCAGGACCAACAUUGUGAAGGAGAUGUGGAAGACAGUUGAGGAGGUGGGGCAGGGGAUGAGUGCAGAGGAGAAAGCCGAGCUGAGGGAGAGACUGGGACUGGAUGAGUAGGCGAUGGGGAGAUGAUGGGCAAGGGCGAGAAGUCUGCGUAGAGCUGGCGUGAGUAAGAUUUAUUCGGUGUCUGAGACGGGCUCACAGUCCCG
Mytilinidion resinicola is the source of this 806-nucleotide messenger RNA. RefSeq names its product TBPIP-domain-containing protein. Gene Ontology annotation, molecular function: recombinase activator activity; double-stranded DNA binding. Gene Ontology annotation, biological process: meiotic joint molecule formation; meiotic strand invasion involved in reciprocal meiotic recombination; homologous chromosome pairing at meiosis. Gene Ontology annotation, cellular component: condensed nuclear chromosome; DNA recombinase auxiliary factor complex. The transcript has 7 exons. Bases 73 to 714 code for a protein of 213 amino acids. Lineage: Eukaryota; Fungi; Ascomycota; Dothideomycetes; Mytilinidiales; Mytilinidiaceae. The record is from RefSeq and is a predicted model, not a curated record.